Messenger RNA from Gossypium arboreum, 1452 nucleotides. RefSeq lists its product as uncharacterized. NCBI's taxonomy places the organism in Eukaryota, Viridiplantae, Streptophyta, Magnoliopsida, Malvales, Malvaceae. The record is from RefSeq and is a predicted model, not a curated record. The transcript has 4 exons. The coding region runs from base 1 to 1452 and encodes 483 amino acids.
AUGGUUGAAUAUGGUGCUCGGCUCGAACAUAUUACCUGGAAUUAUUUUAAGAACACAUUCCAGAGAAAGUAUAUUGAGACGAGUUAUGUUGAGGCUCGCCGACGUGAGUUUGUGAGCCUAGUUCUGGGCAACCAAUCUGUGGUUGAAUAUGAAGCCAAGUUUCUGCGACUGAGCAGGUUUGCACCGGCAUUGGUAGCGUCUGACUACAAUAAGUGCAUGAGGUUUAAGGAAGGAUUGAUAUGCUCUAUGGGUUCUAAUAACUCCUCAAAGAGAGUGGGUUUUUACGGUUCCAGAAAAAUAGUGGAAGAGAGGCCUGAAGCACCAGCUAUAGUGACUGAGAUUCAGUUGUGCAGUGAUUGUGGGAAACGUCAUCCAAACAAGUGCUGGAGGAAAUUAGGAGCGUGCCUCCCUUGCAGGUCGAUGGAGCAUCAAGUUAGGGAUUGCCCCCGUGGAUCUAAUCAGGUACCAACUACGACACAGACUCUAGUCCCAAGUUUUUUUCAGCCUCUGAGAGUGGUUCAGCAAUCACUUAGAGGUCAUCGUAUUGGUAGAAAGGGUAAUGGUUCGGGGAGAGGACAGAGAGCACCGGGUAGUGGUGCAAGUCUAACUGAGGCUCGUCAACUAGCACUAGUUUAUGCGGCGAGGCACUAUGAGGAUAGGGAUGAUGUUGAUGUCAUUGUAGGUAUAUUCUUUAUUCAUUCUAUUCCAUACUAUGCUCUCAUUGAUAUUGGAUCUACUCACUUGUAUAUAGCUAGUGUUGUUUCUACAAAUCUGGGUUUAACUACUAAAAAUAUUGCUAGAGAGUUUUCUGUGAUUAGUUCUUUAGGUCAGUCAAUUUGGGUUGAUAGAGUAUACAGAUGGGUGCCCCUAGAGAUCCAGGGUAUGGUAUUUCCAGCUGACCUCAUGGAGUUACCCUUUAAUGAGUUUGAUUUGAUUUUGGGAAUAGAUUGGCUUAUAGAAUGUCGAGUCGGUCUAGAUUGUGCAACUAAGAGAGUUACCUUGAGAACGGAGGAGAAUGAAGAAGUGGUCAUGUUUGGUGAGCGUCGAGAUUACCUCUCUAAUGUAAUCUCUGCUCUUGUAGUAGACAAGUUAGUUCAAAAGGGGUACGAGGCAUACCUUGCCUACGUAUCUGAUUCUGUUCCUGUAAGAGAUAUCUGCACUAUGAGAGAGUUUUCGGAUGUCUUUCCUGAGGAAUUUCCUAGAGUACGUUCGGAUAGAGAGAUGGAAUUUGGAAUUGAUUUGUUACCAGGUACUACUCCGGUUGACAAACGCCCCGGCGGGGUUUAUGGAUUUAAUGAAUCAGGUGUUCCAAUCGAAGUCACUUUUCUGGGUUAUAUGGUAACUGCGGAUGGGAUCCGAGUCGAUCCUAAGAAAAUAGAAGCUAUAUUUGAGUGGAAGCAACCAAAAAAUGUAUCUGAGCUUUGUAGUUUCCUAGGUCUAGCUGGUUACUAA